This is a messenger RNA of Amphibalanus amphitrite, 1644 nucleotides long. Its product is annotated as splicing factor YJU2-like. Bases 123 to 1169 code for a protein of 348 amino acids. Gene Ontology annotation, cellular component: U2-type catalytic step 1 spliceosome. The transcript is spliced from 7 exons. The record is from RefSeq and is a predicted model, not a curated record. Lineage: Eukaryota; Metazoa; Arthropoda; Thecostraca; Balanomorpha; Balanidae. Gene Ontology annotation, biological process: mRNA splicing, via spliceosome.
UUUGCGUUGACCUGAGCAUUGAACAACGCGACACAACACAACACACAAUUGUGUUAUUGGUGGCAUAUUCUGAUUCAGUGCAGAAGAUACAAUUCAUAAACGCCUAAACCCAGGACGCCAAGAUGUCUGAACGAAAAGUUCUCAAUAAAUAUUACCCUCCCGACUUUGAUCCAAAUAACAUUCCCCGGAGCAAAGUCGCCAGAAACAAGACAUUCUCAGUUCGACUCAUGGCGCCGUGCAACAUGAAGUGCAACACCUGCGGCGAAUACAUCGCCAAGGCCAAGAAGUUCAACGCUAGGAAGGAGGAUGUGGACGACGAGAACUACCUCGGCCUGCGCAUUUACCGCUUCUACAUCAAGUGUCCCAUGUGCAUGGCCGAGAUCGUGUUCAAGACGGACCCCGAGAAUACCGACUAUAUUAUUGAGGCGGGCGCCACGCGCAACUUCCAGGCGCAGAUCCUGGCCGAGCGGCAGGCCAAGAGGGAGGCCGAACAGGCGGAGGAAGAGGAAAAGUCCAACCCCAUGAAGAUGCUGGAGAACCGUACCAAGCAGUCCCGCCACGAGAUGGACAUGAUUGAGAAGCUGGAGGAGCUGAAGGACCUUAACCAGCGGCAGGCGCACGUCGACUACGACAGCAUGCUACAGCGGUACAGCCGGCAGCAGGAGGCCGAGGAACAGCGCCAGGAGCAGGAGGACGAGGAGUACAUACGCUCGGUGUUCGGAAAGGGCAAGGACAGCGCCGUGAAGCGGGUCAGGGACGACUCGGACAGUGACGAGGAGGUGCGGGCCAAGGUGCCGCCGCCCACCGAGAAACCCACUGACCUGCUGGCGCCGGCCAAGAAGCCGGAGGUUCCCUCUGAGAAGAAGUCCUGGGAGCGCAGUCUCGGUACUCUGGGCGGUGCUAAGAAGCCGGCCCUGCUGGUGCGGCCCGCUGGCCGGUCUGCGGCGACAAACGGGGCCGGCGCCGGGGGUAGCGGUAGUUCAGUCCCGGCGGCAGUGCAGAGAGACGCUAAACCAAACGGGGCCGGCGCCGGAGGCAGCGGCAGCACAGCCCCGGUUACGGCGGUGGUUACAAAGGGCACGGCGCAGAACGGGUCAGCCGCCACCAGUGGAGCGGCGGUGACAGGCCUGGGACUGCUCGGAGCGUACUCGGACAGUGAGAGUGACUGAGACCGACCGCUGACCGGCGCGGUGUGUCCGAUGGUUUGUGAGUGUAAUGUGUAUUGUGUGUGUCCGACGGGGUAGUGACCGGCCUGACUGGUGCCGAUUUGGACAGCUGUGAGUUUCUAAAGCCGUCGUGUUUGUAGCCUCCAUGUGUGCGUACUGCGUGUGUGCUGAUGUAUGAAGUUCAAACAGAGUUGAGCGAACUGGGAAUGGACAGGAUAACGGAUACUGGACGAGCGAUAUGCGACGCUGCGAUUAUAUGACUGUGUGUUGACUGUUCAUUGAAAUGAGCAUUUGAUAGUGUCUUAUUUGCCCAUGCGAAUUUGUGAUGUCAUGUUAGACCGGGAUGUGUGGCGUAUCCCCACAUCGUUCUUAACGUCGCUGAAUAUGGUUCAUGUUGAUUCAUCAUUCGAUGGAUGAAGUACACACCUUUGACUCAUAUGGAUAGAUUCACCCCGUAAUAUAUCGAAUGGCGGUCUUA